Medioppia subpectinata is the source of this 2294-nucleotide messenger RNA. Lineage: Eukaryota; Metazoa; Arthropoda; Arachnida; Sarcoptiformes; Oppiidae. The record is from the annotation of a GenBank genome assembly.
AUUGGUUAAAAGUGUUGUGUUUUUGUUGUCGUCUUUUCAGACAAUUUUGUCCACAAAAACAAACGUUUUCUUCUCGUUUCACGCAUUCAUUGGAUCUGAUCUUAAGGUGACAGUUGUGGACAUGGAUUACCUCGAGUACAACGACUCGUCCAAAGAGGAGAGGGGAUCGAUGAUCUUAGGGCGACUGAAGUUAACGAACAGUCAAGUGAUCUUCAAGAGCAGCAAAACGGGAAAAGUGGAGACAAUCACGGGUUCAGACGUGGAGUCCAUCACUUGGCACCGGAUGGCCGGCGAGUGGGCCCUACGGGUGAUGACCGCCAGCGGACACAUGUAUCGCUUCGGAGGCUUCAAUGAAUCGGAUUACGAGAAGUUGGGAAAGUUCUUCGACAAACAGUAUGGACUCGAACUCAAAACGCGUGAUAACAGUCUUCGGGGCUGGAAUUGGGGAACCGCUGCCUUCGACGGCGCUGUCCUCGGCUUUGACGUGAAGAAGUCUGAGCGAGCCUUUGAGGUGCCGCUCAUGAAUGUGAGCCACUGUACGACCGCUAAGAAUGAGGUGACCCUUGAGUUCCACCACAACGACGACGCGCCCAACAGUUUGAUGGAAAUGCGUUUCCACAUCCCGACCAUCGAUGGCGUGGAUCCGGUCGCGAGUUUUAUGGAACAGGUGUUGGACAAGGCGUCCAUCAUUCAGGCCACGGGCGACGCGAUCGCCACAUUCAAAGAGCUGCAAUGCCUGACACCCAGAGGUCGUUAUGAUAUCAAGAUAUUCCCGACUUUCAUACAAUUGCACGGAAAGACAUUUGAUUACAAGAUUCCCAUCACUUCUGUGUUACGACUCUUCCAAUUGCCGCACAAAGACAGUCGACAAAUGUUUUUUGUCAUGUCUUUGGAUCCGCCCAUAAAACAGGGACAGACGAGGUAUCACUUCCUCAUCCUUUUGUUCAACAAAGAGGAGGAAAUGUCACUCGAUUUGGGUCUCUCUGAACGCGAACUCAAAGAGAAAUACGACGGCAAACUGCAGACAACAAUGUCCGGACCCGUCAACGAAGUGUUGGCCAAAGUUAUGCGCGUUUUAGUGCAGCGGAAGAUCACAAUUCCCGACCCGUCCUUCUGUUCCCAGAAAGACGUUCCCGUAAUCACGUGCUCUUAUAGGGCGAGCGCUGGCCUAUUGUAUCCGCUGGACAGAGGCUUUAUGUAUGUCCACAAACCUCCCAUUCAUAUCCGUUUUGAAGAGAUUUUGUCGAUUAAUUUCGCCCGAAGUGGUGGUUCCACUCGUUCUUUCGACUUCGAAGUGGAGACCAAAUCGGGUUUCGUUCACACGUUUAGUUCCAUUGAAAAGGAAGAAUACUCUAAACUCUUUGACUUUGUGUCCAAAAAGAAUCUGAGAGUUAAGAACAGAGGAACUGAAGGCGAGAAGCGGUCCAAACAGAGAGUGGACGACGACUUAAUUGAUUCGGACGUCGAGGCAGAGCCCGACGCAUACCUACAGCGCGUCCGCGAAGAGGGAAGGAUUCGUACGCAAGGGGGCGAUGACUCCGAUGAGUCGGACGAGUCGUUCAAUCCGGGCCGAGAGAGCGACGACGUGGCCGAGGAGUUCGACUCCAAUGCUUCGGGCAGUGAUUCCGAUGAGUCAGACGCAGAGGGCGGCGGACACCACAAGAAGCCUAAGAAAGAGAAACCCAAAGAGAAGCCCAAGAAAGCGAAAAAAGAGAAGAAAGAGAAGUCAACGAAGAAGAAGAAAGAAGGAAAGGACGAGAAUCGGCCGAAGAGACCGAUGUCUGCGUACUUCUUGUGGUUCAACGACAAUCGGGAGAACAUAAAGAAGAAACAUCCGGGUAUUAGUAUGACAGAUAUGGCCAAAAAGGCAGGAGAACUCUGGAAAGAGAUGAAGGAUAAGACCAAAUGGGAUCAAAAGGCGGCCGAAGCCAAGAAGGCGUACGAAAAGGAGAUGGAAGAGUACAACGCCGGCAACUUUACCGCUAAACCCAAGACUUCAAAGUCGAAGUCCGAUUCUUCGCCGACGAAGAGUAACAGCAAGAAAAUCAAGUCUAAGGAAUACAUCAGCGAUUCGGACAGCAGUUCCGACGACUCGGGAUCUGAUUCGGCCGAUAAGAAGAAGAAGUCGAAGAGUAAGUCGAAAGACACGAAAAAGGAGGACAAGAAAGUGGACAAAAAAGCGGACAAAAAGAAGUCAAAGAAAGAGGAGUCAGACGUGGAAAUGGAUUCCAAAGAAGAGGAGAGCGCGGAGUCGACGCCCGCCUCUGACGCCGAUUCCGAUUAGAGAAUUGAUU